AUGAGUACGGAAGCAGUAAAUGAGAGUUUAGAGGAACAACAGACCCAAGGAAUGGAUUUAUCAAUGAGUAAUCAAACAGAAUCGAAGAUUGACAUAACAAAUGAUACAAUUGAGGAUAAAAGUGUAACUCCAUCGCCAGUAGCACUUCCAGUAAAGAAGAAGAGAAAGAAAUCCAAGAAAAUUAAGAGAAGUGCUGAAUAUCCAAAGUUUUAUAGAAAUGCGUAUGUUCGAUAUUGCGAUGAAGUACGUCCAAAAGUAUGUGAAGAGAAUCCAGCACUGGAUUCUGUUGAAAUAACAAAGCUAGUUGCUAGUAAAUGGUACACAUUACCUAAGGAAGAUAAACAGCCAUACCUAGAUCAUGCUAAGAUUGAUAAAGAUCGAUUUGAAUUGGAACUAAAAGCAUACAAGACAUUAAAUCCAGAUGAAGUCACAGAAGAGAAGCAACCGGCAAAAAAGCGAAAAGUCAGCAACAAAAAGGAAGUUAAUGAUGUUAAAAGCAAGGAAGAGUCAACUAAUAAUCAUGUUAAUCCUGAGAAUCCAGAACCAGCCAAGCCAUCAACGUCAGCUGCGCCGAUUCCAAUACCAUCAACAUCCUUUAACAUGCCUAGUUCCAGUAGCUUUUUACACGUUCCUGCUCGACCAUCGAUAAGUCAAAAUAGCAUGAAGAUUGAUGAGGAUAUACUGAAAGUUCUAAUUGGACAGAACUGUGAGGUUCCAAUAUUUACAGAUACAUUCUUAGAACACAAUAAAGUCAUUGAGUCGGAACUUAAGGUUCUGAGAAAGAACAAUAUUGAAAUUGAGCAGCAAAACUCAGUUUUAAUGAAGCACAUCGAGAAUAUGCAGAAUGGGGUAUCAAAAGUUGAAAUGGAAAUAGCUGAAAAUCGUAAAAGGAACAUGCAGCUUGAAGUGUAUUUAACUAAAUUGCGUGUAAUCCUCUCAGCAAACUUCAAUUCAUUGCAAAUUCCUGGUUGGAAAGGCGGAGCAACCGUCGAAAAUGUCGACAAAUAUAUAACUGAUCUGGCAAAAGUUACGUCCAAUAAUACAUUGAACAAAGCUCGUGAUAUAAUUAAGAAAAUUGAUCUCCAAAUUUAA
Molecule: messenger RNA, 1092 nt
Organism: Chironomus riparius
Lineage: Eukaryota; Metazoa; Arthropoda; Insecta; Diptera; Chironomidae
Source: the annotation of a GenBank genome assembly